AUGUCACUUACCACCAGAUAUGAACGACGCAAGAUUAUUGAUAAAAUAUCAUCGCAUAUCGACUCUAAAAAAGCCAGUAAACUAGCAGACAAGGCAAUUGCACUAGCACAGGAGCAUGUGUCCAAAUCAAAAUCAACAAAACGGAAACAUGAUGCUGAUAAAGAAAAGGAUUAUAAAAGAUCACGGUAUGAAGAAAAAGAAGACAAAGAAAGAAAUGACAAGAAAGAUGAGAAUGGGAAGGAAAAAGAAUUUGGUAAUGGUACUGAGAUGCCGACCACUUUGCCAGCCGGGGAGACUGUUGGUUCAAAGAUGACCGGGUUAAGUGCUGAUAGGAUCAAAGUAAUGAUGGCGAACGCUCAGAAAGAGAUAGAAGAGCGUAAAAAAGCUCUUGUAGCUCUUAAAGGUGUGAAACCAGGUGUCAGCGUGGCUGCUGCAACUGCACAGCAGCUGAAAGCACAACUGCAUAACGCCAUCCCACCGCCUAGCGUCAUAAAACCUGUAUUAUAUUCUAAACCUGACGCUGGUGCCGUGUCCGCCGAAGAGCUGGAGAAGCAGCGGAAAAUUGCAGAACUACAAGCUCGAAUACAGAGAAAACUGGCAGGUGGAGCGCUCGCCAGUGCAUCUAUAGGCAGUCCGUCGGGUCCUGCUCCUCUGAUCCUGGAUAGAGAAGGCCGUACUAUAGACACUAGUGGCAAGAGAGUGCAGCUGACCCAUGUCGCACCUACUCUAAAGGCCAACAUCCGGGCCAAGCGGCGCGAGGAGUUCCGCGCGCAGCUGUCGGGGCAGGCGACCAGCGAGCCCACGCCCAGCGACGCGGCGUGGGUGGACCCGCGCGUGGCCGCCAAGCCGGCGCAGCGCGCCAAGCGGGCGCUCAAGUUCCACGAGCCCGGCAAGUUCCGGCAGCUCGCCGAGCGGCUCCGCAUGAAGGCACAACUCGAGAAACUUCAAAACGAGAUAUCCCAAAUAGCUCGCAAGACUGGCAUAUCUUCAGCGACCAAACUUGCUUUGCUGUCAGCAGAUGCGCAAGACUCCGACAGAGUACCAGACAUUGAAUGGUGGGACAGUGUAAUUUUAAUGACGCCAGACGAAAGAGAAGCGAAGCGAAGAUCCAAACCAGAGAACUUAGAAGACACAAGAAGCGACACCAUGCGUGUGAGCGCUUGCAACGUUGGAGCUGACGACAUCGUCGAUAAUGUAAACGAGGACGCCAUUACCAAUUUAGUUGAGCAUCCGCAGCAAUUACGACCGCCAAGUAAGUAAUAAGCUAAGUGAACAAUGUGAGCCCAAGU
This is a messenger RNA of Hyposmocoma kahamanoa, 1289 nucleotides long. It is a transcript of the gene Prp3, whose product is annotated as U4/U6 small nuclear ribonucleoprotein Prp3. Gene Ontology annotation, cellular component: U4/U6 x U5 tri-snRNP complex. The record is from RefSeq and is a predicted model, not a curated record. Bases 1 to 1260 code for a protein of 419 amino acids. Gene Ontology annotation, biological process: mRNA splicing, via spliceosome. The transcript is spliced from 9 exons. NCBI's taxonomy places the organism in Eukaryota, Metazoa, Arthropoda, Insecta, Lepidoptera, Cosmopterigidae.